AUGUCAUUUCUCACCAAAUCAAUAUUGCAAUUUUCAGCGAGACGGAACUUCUCGCUGGUAUCCUCUUUUUCACCAUUCAAUGCCGGUUUACUUCGCUCAAGUCCGCUACAAUCUACAAGCACUUCAAUGGCAGACAGAACUGUUAGCCAGCCUGCUCAAAGCUUUCCACUAAUUAACUCGAUAUUUGGAUUCACUCAGAGAAGAUGGAAAAGUAGAGGUAACACUUUUCAACCAAGUACAUUGAAGAGAAAAAGAAGAGUCGGGUUUCUGGCAAGAGCUAAAAGUAAGCAGGGCUCCAAGGUUUUAAAGAGACGUCGUGAAAAGGGUAGAUGGUACCUGACACACUAG
Messenger RNA from Lachancea dasiensis, 348 nucleotides. The record is from the annotation of a GenBank genome assembly. Lineage: Eukaryota; Fungi; Ascomycota; Saccharomycetes; Saccharomycetales; Saccharomycetaceae.